This is a messenger RNA of Paramecium tetraurelia, 2568 nucleotides long. RefSeq lists its product as uncharacterized. The record is from RefSeq and is a predicted model, not a curated record. The transcript has 4 exons. Gene Ontology annotation, biological process: regulation of Rab protein signal transduction. Lineage: Eukaryota; Ciliophora; Oligohymenophorea; Peniculida; Parameciidae. Gene Ontology annotation, cellular component: cytoplasmic vesicle.
AUGUAACAAAAUUAGGAAAAUGUUUAGAAUCUAAUUUUAAAUUAUUGUUUAGUUGGGUUGGGUGAGAAGUAUAGUCCGAUGAUGAAAAAUCAAAGAAGGUUUUUGACAUCAAUUGAAUUGCAUGAAAAUAAAUGUAUGACCUUAUAUAAUGAACAAUUCAUAAUUCAAUAGGAAUCAUUAGAUAUAUUGGGAAAUGGGAAACUAUUUCUAAAUUGUGUGUAUAAUGAGCAGAACAAAGAUCCAAUAACUAACAUUGCAUUUGUUGAUGUCUAAGUUAGGGAAAGUCAAAUCCAAUUUAACUACAAAUACAGCUUAUGUCGGAUCAUGAAGUAGGCGAAUGUUAUGAAAUCUAUUCAAAUCACUGAUUGGGGUCUCAUCAAAGAUAAGGAGCACUUCGACAUAAGUCCUUAUUUGACCGAAUAGAAUACAUGCUAUAUUAUCGUCCAAUAAUAAACUUGGUUUUGGAAGACUAUGAUCCACUCCAUAAUUUAUAGGACACUGUGCAAUUUAGUUCAUUUAGCAAGAAGCAAUUGCAAAUCAUAAGAUGUAAGCAAUCCCUAUUUUACAUCAUUCAUAGAAAAGCCUCCCUUAGAGCAGACAUACACUCCUGAAAUACUUGAUCUCUACCCAUUUUGUUAUAAGGAAUCCCAAAAACAGAAACACAUUUAGAAUUUGUUCAAUGACAAUCCUGCCAUCAGCAAUUACUGCAUUCCAGAAGGCAUCCAGAUAGUACAGAAGAGUCAAACCCAAUUCCAGAACCCAAACCCAGUCACUUAUUAUUAAUUAAUGCAAUCUCCAAAGGGGGAUCUCAUAUACAUCUAUUGUCUACGCUAUUAUGAACAGUUAAACAAGAAGUAAGCUUAGAAACUUAAGUUGGAGAAUUACAGCAAUUUCCUCAUUCCAAAAGUCAUGGCUUUCAUAAGUUAUCAGAACUUCAUUAGUCAAUUUUCAUAAUUGUUGACCUACUUAUAUUCUAUCAGAGAGGAUUCAUAAAUUGAAUAACAUAUUGAAAGAGUGAUCUAAUAUCUAAAGUAUGCCAUAAAUCUCGAAAAGAUCUCCCUUAAACUAAUUAUAAACGACUAGCAAUUUCUAUUUCAAAAGCAUAUGAGAUAUCCAACAUGCUAAUUGAAAUCAAUCGACUAUGUGAUGAAUAAUAUCAAUUUGGAUAACAUCAUAUAACUUUAUACUGCUGUCCUAACAGAGAGAAAAAUCAGACUAUGUUCAAGUUCGAUAGUGAAUCCAGGUUGUGUUAUUGAAGCCUUGAUGACCUUCAUCUACCCCUUAUAAUAUUAAAAACUGUUGAUCUGCUAUUUGAAUUACGACAAUUCAUAAAUCAUUGAAACUCCAGAACCAUAUAUUAUAGGCUUAUUAGAAACAUUGCCACAACCAGCAUGUGAAUCUGAAGGAUAUAAAUUUAGUUUGGACUGCAAUGUUGCAUUUCAUGUUUCACCUCCUCCUGAAUUUCCACUCAUCGAUAAAUUAAGGAGAAAGCUAGAACCUUUCACUAAAUAAGAAAUCAAUGAAGCAAAUGCAAAGAAGAUCAAAGAGAUUUUCCUCAAGAUAAAUUUGAAAAUCCUGGAUCAUGCUUUUGAUUACGAUAUCAAGCAAAGGAACUGGAGUGCUUUAUUUUAAAAGAAGAAGCAGUCCCAAUAUCCAAUCAAAAGUAAAUUUUGGGAAAUCUUUUCAAGAACUCAACUCUUGUGUUCGUUUAUAGACAACAAUCAAUCCAAUCGAUAACUAGCUUCCUACUUUACAUAUUUUAACGCUUCUUUCUAACAAGUGAAUGAAAAUAAUAAUAGCAAGAUAUUUGCUGACAUCAAAACUAUUAAUAUCAACGAUUAACCUAAUCCAUUACUUCCAGCAAAAAAGAAAUAAUAAUUUUUCCCAUAUCUUACUCCUUACUAUUAUAUUAGAAACAAAUAGACUGCCUUAUAAACACAAGUCUAUAGAAUUUGGUUGCAAAUUAUUCAUAUGACUUAAUUAGAUAGUAAAGAAUUCUAUGAAUUGGCAAUUUAUCUUAAAAAAGAGAUUCCCUAUAUUGAAGACUUCGUUCAACAAAAGGAACAUGUUUAACUCCAUUAAUAUGAUGAUUUGAAUGACUAGUAAUUUCUAUUUUAAAAUGAAUGUCCUCAUUGCAAGAGAUAAAUUUCAAUAGAGGAAAUAUUGCAUAAGAUUCCCCCCACUUACUUACGAUAAACCAUCAGGUGCUCAAAGAGGAAGGGUUGUGGCAAACAAUUUACUCCCAAAAUGACUAUUUUCAAUAUUGGGGAAGUUGAUAUACUUAAUAUCCAUCAAUUACACUUCCAAUUGGACUCCUUAAAGGUGUUUGAGCCGAAGUUUUUUAAGAGUACGGAGUUCUGGAAUCUAAUCUUUUACUUUAGAUUGUUCAAACUUCCGAUUCCAUUUAUUAAUGAGAGUGAGGAAGCGUCUUAUUGCUUCAAGUAAAAGGAGAGUAGACUAAAAGGGAAUAAUAACAUUGGUUUGAGUGAAAACUUAAAAGCCUUACAAACUAAGAAGGUAGUGCAAACUAAGAUAAUAUAGUAUGGAGAAUGUAGUUCGAGAAAAUGA